AUGAAAAAACAGCUUUCCUCGCGGUGCCAAGCCGGUGACAUCUCAAAGACCCGCGCGUGCGCUGAGCACGGAGAUCUUAAGCCUGGUUGCUCCUCAGAAAUGACCAAACCCUCAUCUUCACGCUCAAAGAGAAAACCUUCAUUUGUGACCAAGCACACUGUCGUUGAUGAAUCGGAAUGUGCUAACGAGAGUGGAGGAGAACGCGCCACAGAUGACAGCAUGCAGAGCAGUCUGGAUAUCAGCAAGCUGCCACAAGGCACAGUGGUGGUCAAGCCAGAACCGGUUGCUAACGAAGCUAAAGAUGAAUUCCGCGGUCCGGAGUUCCGUAACAGAGGAAGUAAAGUGAAAGAGGAAGGCACUCGGAAACGUCCCGACGAGCAGCUCCAGGAGAUUUUUAAUUGCACAGCAUGUGGACAGCAAGUCAAUCAUUUUCAGAAGGAUUCGAUCUUUCAGCAUCCUGCACUACAUGUUCUUAUCUGCAAGUCAUGUUUCAGAUAUUAUAUGAGUGACGAUAUCAACAAGGAUGAAGAAGGAAUGGAUGAGCAAUGCAGGUGGUGUGCAGAGGGUGGUAAUCUGAUUUGCUGUGACUACUGCAGCAAUGCCUUCUGCAAAAAAUGCAUUUUGAGGAACCUUGGACGAAAAGAGCUGUCUGAAAUCAUGAAUGAAGAAAGCAAAUGGCACUGCUUUGUGUGCUGCCCAGAGCCGCUGCAAGACUUUGUUAAAGCCUGUGAGAAGGUUUUGCUCAAUCUGGAAUCAUCUUGCAGAAAGCCCAAAGGAGACGGUGUCAAGACGAAGCGUGAAGAUCGUAAACACAAGCAUAGCAAACGAGAAAAAACUGCUGUAAAUGGACAGGAUUAUCCCUCUGACGGAGCGGGGACGUUAUCCUUUUCCUGUAAGACGUUGACGGUUCCGAAAGAGCUCGUCAAGAAGACCAAAAGACUAAUCGAGACCACAAACGGUUUGAAUCGUACUUUUGUACAAUUCCUCCAGCACACGUCAAAAGGCCGUGAAGGUAGUGCGGUAAGUAAUAGACACUUAAAGGCCUUCAAAUCGGUUUUGGCUGAUCUGAAAAAGGCCCACGUGGCUCUGGAGGAAUCACUUGAAAAAGAAUUUGAAUCGAAAAGCCUCAAGUUUCAAAACGGAGAGGAGCAAAGACACAGUCAAACUGCAGAUCAUACCAGUGUUAACUCACACCACGCUGACCCUGCUCCUGUCACAGAAGAUGGUUUGGAUUGCACCGCCAAGGACCAAGAUGAAACCGAACAGGAAAGUAACUCAGCUGAUGUUGAAAUGAAGGAGAGCCUUCCACCCUCUCCAGAAAAAACUCGGGACCAGUCUGAAAAAAGUGAAGCUAAAGAGGAUGAAAUGGCAGAUAACCCUGACUUUGAGGAAAACUCCGUGCCAGCAGGUGAAGCGUCUCUUGAUAAAGACAUCGUGUCUAUUCCACUGUCUGUCCCGGAGGAACUCUUUGAGAUGGUCGAGAGUCUUGCGGUAAAGAAAGAAGACCGUGACGAUAGCAACUCGACUGGUUCCAGUGAUUGGAAAUCAACGUCCAACGCUGAGGUUGUGAAAUCCAAUAAGAGCCUUACAAAACUGGGUAGAAAACUUGUUGUCAAACUAACACCUGUUCCUCUUAAAAUUACCAUAAAACGAGAUAAGAGCAAAGAACAGUCGCCUUCAGAAGACAUGGAUUGUGACACAUUGCCAAAGGAGGCUCAAGAUAGCAGACGCUCCCCCAGGAUGAAGACCACACCCCUACGCAAGUCACCGGAGGUGAAGAGCAAACGCAAACCGAGGUCGUCAACGGCUAAAGAAGAGCGCAGUGACGCAGUCAAGGAGCAGUGUGAUUCAGACUCGGAUGAAGUCCCUGAGGUCCUGCAGACAGCUGCCUUGAAGGCCAGCUCUAAUGAGAGCGAACCCGAGAAUGCUUCUGGAAAAGGUACCAAGAAGAAGAAGGUAGCUUCCCGCUCUGCUGAGAAAGCAAAAGCGAAGCCAAAGCGUAAACUCGAUAUGGCCUCCUCAGAUUCAGAACGGUCAUCAACAGCAAAGAAAAGGAGCACCAAAAAAAAGAAGGGCAGAGAAUCGGACUCCUCAAACCACAACUCUGAUCUUGAGAAACAGAUGAAAAGCCUGUCCAAGGUCGGCAGUGGGAAAAAAACAUCCAAAGGUGUCAAAAAGGAAGAGAAUGAAUCCAGUAAAGAUGGCAAGAAAGGCCCUAAACGGUCAUUUGAGAGGAAACGAAGGUCACAGAAAGAAAAGCCUAAAACCAAGGAAGAGUUUUCCUCCAGUGAUGAAGAGCAGGAGGAGGAGGAGGAGCAGCAGGCCGCUAACUCAGAGGAAGACAGCGAUCAGCAGAAGAUUAAACCAAUACUUGAGUCUGUGAUGGCUAGUAUUGAUGGUUUCCAUCAGUCAUCAGGUGAUGAAAUUGAAUUGAAGGCUGAAUCCUCCCAGGUGCUGGAUGAUGACGAUGAUCCAGAGAAUAGAAUUGCCAAGAGGAUGCUUCUGGCACAGAUCAAAGCCAACUAUUCCUCUGGAGCUGACAGUUCAUCUGAUGAUGAAAACGCAGACAAAGAGGACGGGGAUUCACCAAAGAAAGGAAAAGAUGAUGCUAAGAAGCAAGACGAAAGUGAGGAAGAGGAUGAAACUUCAGACUCGUGCUCGGAUGUGGACGUGAAGAAAGGUGGACGCAGGCACCGUUUGUUGAGGAAGAAGUUGACUCUAAGCGAGGGAGACUCUGAUGACGAGACCCCAGUUAAAAAAAAGAAAGAAACCAAAAAGAGAAGCAGGCGGAAAGUGGGCAGCGAUGAUUCGGCAGACUCUGACUUCGAGCACUCGCGCUCGGGCUCCAGUGAUGCAUCAGCACUCAGUGAGGACGUGAGUGAAGACGACGAUGAAGACAAGAGCAGUAAACGCAAAACACGGGUGGUGACGUUUCUCCACACUGUGCUGCUGUGCGAGAAGAUGAACUUCAGCACAGCUCUGGUGGUGUGUCCUCUCAACACUGUGCUCAACUGGCUCAAUGAGUUUGAAAAGUGGCAAGUAGGCCUGAAGGAUGAGGAGAGUUUAGAGGUGACAGAGCUGGCCACAGUGAAGAGACCUCAGGAGAGAGCGUACGCUUUACAGCGCUGGCAGGAGGAUGGCGGCGUUAUGAUUAUAGGCUAUGAGAUGUACCGCAACCUCACGCAAGGACGAAACAUCAAGAGCAAGAAGCUGAAAGAAGUCUUUCAGAAAACUCUAGUUGAUCCAGGUCCAGAUUUUGUCAUCUGUGAUGAGGGUCACGUGCUGAAGAACGAAGCGUCUGCUGUCUCCAAAGCCAUGAACUCCAUCACGACUCGUCGGCGAGUGGUGCUGACAGGAACGCCACUGCAGAACAACCUGAUAGAGUAUCACUGUAUGGUGAACUUCAUCAAGGAGAAUCUGCUGGGAUCAGUGAAAGAGUUCAGAAACCGCUUCAUCAACCCCAUCCAGAACGGCCAGUGCGCAGACUCCACGUUCGUUGAUGUCCGAGUCAUGAAGAAGCGUGCACACAUCCUCUACGAGAUGCUGGCAGGAUGCGUCCAAAGAAGAGACUACACUGCCCUUACAAAAUUCCUGCCACCAAAACACGAGUAUGUGUUAGCGGUACGGUUAUCACCCAUUCAGUGCAAGCUUUACCGAUACUAUCUGGAUCACUUUACAGGUGUCGGUUCUGCCUUGGAGAGUGGAAGAGGCCGCGCUGGGACCAAACUCUUCCAGGAUUUCCAGAUGCUCAGCAGAAUCUGGACCCAUCCGUGGUGCCUCCAGCUGGACUAUAUCAGUAAAGAAAACAAGGGAUACUUCGACGAGGACAGUAUGGAGGAGUUCAUAGCCUCAGAGACCGAGGAGUCCUCCAUGAGUUUGACCUCUGAAGAUGAGAAGCCCAAAAGAAAGAAGAAACGAGGCAAAGGGAAAGAGCAGAGCUCAGACAAGUCCGACAGCGAUGACCUGGAAGUGAUUAAGGAGUGGAACACCAGCUCUCGUGGAGGAAACCCUGAGGGGCGCAACAGAGCAGAGCCUGUGGAAGAGGUUCGGCCGUCAAACUCAGGUCCUGGCAGCCCAUCCCCUGACUGGUACAAAGAGUUUGUGACCGAGACAGAUUCUGAGGUGCUGGAGCAUUCUGGGAAAAUUGUGCUGCUUUUUGAGAUCCUCCGCAUGGCUGAAGAAUUGGAAGAAAAAGUGUUGGUGUUCAGCCAGUCUCUCAUUUCUCUGGACCUCAUUGAAGAUUUCCUGGAGUUGGCAGGCAGAGCCAAAGAGGAAGGCAAGCUUUCGCCGUACAAAGGUGAGGGCAAGUGGUUCAGAAACAUUGACUACUAUCGUCUAGAUGGUUCAACGAGCGCCAUGACCAGGAAGAAAUGGGCAGAGGAGUUCAAUGACACCAGUAAUGUUCGGGGGCGAUUGUUCAUCAUCUCAACCAGAGCUGGCUCUCUUGGGAUCAACUUGGUAGCUGCAAACAGGGUCAUAAUUUUCGACGCCUCAUGGAACCCAUCCUACGACAUUCAGAGUAUAUUCAGAGUCUAUCGCUUUGGCCAAGUGAAGACCGUGUUUGUCUACAGGUUUUUAGCUCAGGGAACCAUGGAGGAGAAGAUCUAUGACCGGCAGAUCGCCAAACAGUCGCUGUCCUUCAGAGUUGUGGACCAGCAGCAGAUUGAGCGUCACUUUACCAUGAACGAAUUGACAGAGCUGUACGCGUUUGAGCCCGACCAGCUGGACGAUCCUUCAGAGAAGAAGAGCAAGCGGGCCACACCCAUGCUGCCCAAGGAUCCUUUCCUGGCAGAACUCCUUCACAGUUACAAAGAUCAUAUCGUCGGCUACCACGAGCAUGACUCUUUGCUGGACCACAAGGAGGAAGAGGCACUGAGUGAGGAAGAUCGCAAGGCAGCCUGGGCCGAAUAUGAAGCCGAAAAGAAGGGUCUGUCCAUGCAUUUCAACCAGCCGUCCUACUCUCAAAUGGCCGUGGGAGCAGGAGCAAACUCUUACUUCCCCUUCAACAUGGCUGCCUUGGCCUCCAUGAGCAACCAACAGUUAGAGGAUUUGAUUUACCAGGGCAGGCAGAAAGUGAUGGAAGCCGCUAACGCUCUGAAGUCAGUGCCCAGGGAACCAAUGGAGGACAUCAUCGCACAAGUGUGGAAGGAGAAUCCGAGUUUACCCGAGGCCCAGGUUCAAUCCAUGGCUCUUGGGAGGCAGGCCGGCUACGAGCUGGAAAUCAAACACAGGGAGGAUGUUUACCGUGAUGUCCUCGGCAAGCAACAAACUCUGAUGAUGUACGUGCAGAAGGUGAUCGCCAACCGUAAGUUGCAGGAGCAGCAGCUGGCCAUGGCGAGGCAGGGUCUGCUGCUCAAUCAGCUGGCCAUGCAGAACGGUCUUGGGGCCCCUAUGAAUCAGAUGGAUCUGCUGGGGUUGUACCAGCAGCUCGGGGCGCUCCAGGGCGUCCCUUCCGCACAGCUGGGCAAGAACCCGGGCCCGUCUAAGGGCCUGUAGAUGCCUCCGCCCCUCAGUGUACACACAGCUGGACUGAUACAGCCAGGACACCUACUUGAGCUCCUCAGUAAUGAGAGGGGAUCCUGGGACUUUGUUAAAGGGGUUUUUGGCAGUGCAGUUUGUCAUUUUGUGUGUAUAUAGCCUUAAUGUAGUUCAAGUUCUUUUUUUCCCCCUCUCUCACGUAUUUAAGAUUGAAGAAGAUAUUAUCCCCAAAUGCUUUUAGGCAUUGCAGGUUUCUUUCCCCUUAAAUAAGGGACGUGCAUAUAUAAAUAAUUAUAUUGCAAUGAAAACAGCGUGAUUGAGGAGGGACCAUAGCGUUUUUGUUCUAAAGCCCCCGUAAAUACUAUCUGCGCUAAUAUCUUCCUAGUAGUGGAUUGUCAUUGGUACUUUGCCAGUACUCUAGCCAGUGCUCCAGAGACACUGCAGCGGACACCUUAAAUGUAUCGUCAAGUCAAAUGGCCUUAUAUCAAGCAGCUAGAUCUCUUCUAAUGUUUUAAAACCCCUUUUUCUAAUCUGCUUUUAGGUAUUUAAACUCGUUGUUGCUUAUCAUGCUAUGGAAUGUCUGUGUUGUUAAAACUGCUUGCUGAUUUCCUCCGGACUUUUGUAACAUCAGACUUCUUGUUGUAGUGUUGCCUAGCACAUUGUUGUGAGUACUGUUCAUCAUUUCUUUUUCUGUUUAUUUUCCCCACUUGCAUUGGGAUUGCGCCUGAGUUGGCGUGUGGCG
Molecule: messenger RNA, 6220 nt
Organism: Sinocyclocheilus grahami
Lineage: Eukaryota; Metazoa; Chordata; Actinopteri; Cypriniformes; Cyprinidae
Gene: atrx
Product: ATRX chromatin remodeler
Exons: 29
Coding region: 1-5496 (1831 amino acids)
Biological process (GO): chromatin remodeling; replication fork processing
Cellular component (GO): pericentric heterochromatin; nucleus
Molecular function (GO): ATP binding; chromatin DNA binding
Source: RefSeq, a predicted model, not a curated record